AUGUUCAGACAGUCAGACGUGGGCAGGAGGCGGGCCAACGCCCAGCCGCCGAUGCGCAUUAGGGGGGUGGAAGUGGCCCGUGGGCGGGCCGGGUACGGCUUCACCCUGUCGGGCCAGUCUCCGUGCGUGCUGAGCUGCAUUCUCAAGGGCAGCCCCGCCGACUACGUAGGUCUCCGCGCAGGCGACCAGAUACUGAGCGUGAACGACAUCAACGUGUCGAAAGCCUCGCACGAGGACGUGGUGAAGCUCAUCGGCCGUUGCUCGGGGGUGCUGCACCUGGUCAUCGCUGAGGGAAACCGUGGCAACCCACACAUGGACUCCUGCUCCAGCGACGAAGAGCUGGGUUUCCACGACGCAAAGAACCACUGGCUGAGGCCAAAGAUGGACUCGAAGACACUGGGGAUCAACCGGGCGGAGCGCGUGGUCGCGGAGAUGCAGUCGGGCGGAAUCUUCAACAUGAUUUUUGAGAAUUCGAGCCAUUCCUCCAGCAGCUCCGAAAAGGCCGGGGCUUGCGCGUCCUCCAGCAAACCGCGUCCGCUCUCCGAGCCGGACUUUGCCUACGGGAACACUCGCAGGAGUGACCCAAACCUUCUCUCGGAAGAGGAGAUGGCUAAAGUUCUCAACGACGACUCUGUGUUUGUGGACAUGUUCGAACCCUGCGAACAGCAGGACAACUUCGCCUUGCUGCCCCCUGCGGACUCAGCCAGUAUCCUCAACGUGGGCAUGAUCGUGGGGUACCUUGGCUCUAUUGAGCUGGCGUCCACCAGCGCCAACCUUGAGAGUGACAGCCUUCAAGCGAUCCGUGGCUGCAUGCGUCGCUUGCGGGCAGAGCAGAAGGUGCAUUCUCUGGUGUUGCUGAAAGUCAUGCACGAUUGUGUACAGCUGUGCAGCGACCGCGGAGACACCCUCGCGACCUACCCCGCUGACAAACUGGCCUUUAGCGCGGUCUGCCCAGACGACCGCCGUUUUUUCGGCCUGGUUACCAUGCAGGCCGCCGACGAAUGCCGGCCUGGAAGGAGCGGGGAGGAUGACGUGGGCCUACGUACUUCGUGCCACGUUUUUCUCGUGGAUCCCGAGCUGUGUCACCACAAAAUACACCAGGGCGUGGCGAGGCGUUUUGGUUUCGACUGCACCCCUGACCCGGACACGGGCGGCUGUUUGGAGUUCCCCCCCACCUCGCAGCCGCUCCUCCAGUUCGUGUCCGUGCUGUACCGGGACAUGGGCGAGUCCAUCGAGGGCGUCCGUGCUCGCGCCUUCUUGGACGGCGACCUGGACGCUCAGCAGAACAACAGCACCAGCAGCAACAGCGACAGCGGCAUCGGCAACUUCCUGCCCGAGGAGAAAAACAACCGAGUCCUGCUGGUCGACCUCGGCGCCAACCCCGGCCGCCACGUGCCCGCGGGACUUUGGGAAAACCCGCAGAUGGGACGCGGCGCCGUCUCGCAAGUCGGCGCCCCGCCUCCGCCGCCGCCGCCGCCGCCCCCGACCCAUCGGAACGGUUUUCGGCACGACCCGCUCUUGGACCACGCCCAGCCACACCUUCCGCCCCAUUCACACGCUCAUCCAGACCCAGCCUCUCUCUCUAGCAGGCAUCUGAGCACCUCCUCCCGACUGGACGUCUCAGCCCUCCCCACACGGACGCACUACCCUGCUCACAGCAAGAAGGGGCCGUCCGGGCAGCGUUGGCUACCUGUGCAUGUCUUGCGAGACUGGCGACAGGGUCACAGCAGCGAUCAGGAAUCCUACACCGAGUCCACCGACGGCUGGUCCAGUGCCAACUGCAGCACCCUGCCUCCACCCAUGAACAAGAUCCCGGCCGACCGCUACCGGGCUGCGGGUGAGAUCGCCUCUCAGCCGCACCGGAUCCCCUCGCACAAGGACGAGUGGGCGAAAAAACUGUUCGGGGCUGAUAAGAACCUCCGGGAGCACCAUCAUCAACACCAGCAGCAUCAGCACAAUGGAAGAAAGGGCAAAGAGUCUGAGAGAAAGGGUGGAAGGUUCCGGGGCAUCACUAUGGGCUUUCCUCAGCGUUCCUCGGGCCGAAGAUCUUUCGGGCGUUCCAGGCGCCUCAGCCUCGCCCGUUCCCUCGACGACCUCGAGUCUGCGGCGGUCUCUGACGGUGAGCUGAACAGCGUAGAUCUAAAAGGCUGUGGCAGUGAUAACAGCCUGAAUAGCAAUGCCAGUUUACCCAGCGUGCAGUGCCACCGCCGACACACAGAACGCCGGGUCGCGUCUUGGGCCGUCUGCUUCGAGCGUCUGCUCCAGGACCCCGUCGGUGUCCGCUACUUCUCGGAAUUUCUGAAGAAGGAAUUUAGUGAAGAGAACAUCUUGUUCUGGCAGGCCUGUGAAUUCUUCAGUCAUGUACCAGAAAAUGACAAGAAACAGCUGUCACAGAGGGCAAGAGAGAUCUACAACAGCUUCCUGUCCAGUAAGGCCACUACGCCAGUCAACAUCGACAGCCAGGCCCAGUUAGCUGACGACAUCCUUAACGCUCCACGGCCCGACAUGUUUAAGGAGCAGCAGCUACAGAUAUUUAACCUGAUGAAGUUUGACAGCUACACGCGAUUCCUCAAGUCCUACUUGUAUCAAGAGUGCAUGUUGGCGGAGGUCGAGGGUCGACCACUCCCUGACCCAUACCAGAUUCCCAGCAGUCCUACAUCCAAGCACAGCACCGGUUCUGACCGAUCCAACCUCUCGACGCCCAAAAAGGACGAAAAGAAGAACAAGUCCGGAAGGUCUCUCAACGACGACAGUAGGGACGACCAAGGUGAUAAGAAGAAAAGCAGUUUCUUCUCCUGGUCCAGGAACCGGAGUUUUGGAAAAGGUCCCAAGAAAAAGGAGUUAGGAGACUACAGUUUCUCAGGAAGCAACGGUCGAAGGGAAUCACAGGGCUCUUUGUCAUCAGGGGCCAGUUUGGAACUGGGAACCUCCGGUUCUGGAAAGAACGAGGACGAGACAUCUCGUAACUCAAUGUCGUUACAGGAUCGCUCAGCGCGCCACUGCAACAUCAACCUUCCGGAUGGUUCCUGUUGCUCUGUACCCAUAAGGCCCGGCGUGUCCAUCCGGGAGCUUCUGCUGGGACUUUGCGAGAAGCUCUGCAUUAACCUGGCUGCUGUCGACCUGUUUCUCGUCGGGGGCGAGAAGCCUCUGGUUCUGGAUCAGGAUUGCAUGACGCUGUGCUCACGUGACCUACGCCUGGAGAAGCGCACCCUGUUCAGGCUGGACUUGGUUCCCAUCAACCGAUCUGUUGGUCUGAAAGCCAAACCCACCAAACCAGUGACGGAGGUUCUGCGACCAGUUGUGGCCAAAUAUGGCCUCCACCUCGGAGACCUGGUGGCCAGAAUAAGCGGAGAGAAGGAGCCGCUGGAUCUCGGUCUCCCCAUAUCCAACCUCGACGGACUGAGAGUGGUCCUGGAAGCAGCAGAGCACGCUCCAGGAAAAGAUAAACAGAAACUGGUCUCCUCCAAAAGCCACGGACCCCCUCUCUCUACACGAAGUCAGUCAGCCACGGGGGAGGACAAGUCGUCAGGGAAAACCACGUCCGUCAAAACCAGGGCCCAGCUGGAAAAGCGAAAGCAGAAAAAGCUUAAUAUAGAUGAAGCCGAAGAAUUCUUCGAGCUCAUAUCCAAAGCACAGAGCCACCGAGCUGACGACCAGCGGGGUCUGCUAAACAAGAGCGACCUCGUACUGCCCGACUUCCUGCGUCUCGACCCGGACGAGGACCCGGACAAACCUUUAAGCUCCACCCCAGCUCGCCUCAAGCCCCGCCCACGCAGCAAGGAGAACGGCUCCGCCCUCAGCGCCAGCCACCAAACGCAGAGCCUGGAUUCGGGCGUGGAGGGGCGGGGCUUCCGCCACGCCCUAAUGCCCCCCGGCGCUCACAGACACCCCCUGUCGCGAAACCCCGCCCCUCUCCUCUCCGGGUUGUCCCCCAUCCCUCACGCCCAGCGGGGCGGCUCAGACUGGAGGGGCGAGGGGGGCGCCCAAACGGUGGAGGAAGAGGAGAACGAAACGGACCUGACGCUCGUCGCCGAGGGCGACAUCACCAGUCCGAACAGCAGCCUCCUACCGCCCUCCCCCCUCCCCCCGCCCCCCUCCCCCGCCCGGCCGCACCUUCUCCGACAGGAGGGAUGCUACAGCGACAGCUGGGCCCGAUCAGGUACCUCGCCUGUGUGA
Molecule: messenger RNA, 4176 nt
Organism: Chanos chanos (milkfish)
Lineage: Eukaryota; Metazoa; Chordata; Actinopteri; Gonorynchiformes; Chanidae
Gene: rgs12b
Product: regulator of G protein signaling 12b
Exons: 16
Coding region: 1-4176 (1391 amino acids)
Biological process (GO): signal transduction; regulation of G protein-coupled receptor signaling pathway
Cellular component (GO): cytoplasm; plasma membrane; nucleus
Molecular function (GO): GTPase activator activity; protein binding
Source: RefSeq, a predicted model, not a curated record